GGCCCAGCUAUUUUUAAAGCCAAUCAACUCUAUUGCUAUCGUAUGUUCUCGAAGGAAAAGCGCAUCAGUGUGAAAAAUCGUGUAACACAUCGAAUUUUCUCGAUCAUAUUGUGAAAACAUACCAAUUCAUAUAUAAAGCAGCCGGUGUCCGAACGUUUUUUCAUUUUUGAAACGUAGAUAAAACCAAAAUGACCACAGAGCAAUUAAAGGAUGAAGCAGUCGAAUUUAAAGAGCAAGGUAACGCCGCAUUCAAGGCGGGCGAUUGGAACGGUGCGAUUGAGGCGUACACAAAUGCCAUCAAGUAUGGGGAUCAGCACAAACAACUUGCCACAUUCUACAAGAAUCGAGCAGCCGCCUAUUUGAAAUUGGAGAAAUUCGAGCAAGUCGUGCGAGAUUGUAACAAAUCAUUGGAAUUGGAACCAAACGAACCGAAGGCACUAUUCCGUCGGGCACAGGCCAAAGAACAACUGGGUCAUUUCGAAGAAGCCUAUCGUGAUGCAGUCAGUGUAUGGAAUGUGGACAAAAGUGAUAAGUCAGUGAAAAGUUUCGUGGAGCAUUUACACCCCAUCGUUCAACGGCGUGCUGAAGAGAAUGCCCAAACAUCCAGCAAAGUGCAAAAGAUGAUGGAAAUCGCAUUCGAUAUGGAAAAACCGCAAGAUACUCGUACAUCAGCCAUGAAUAACAUUUUGGUUUUGGCCCGUGAACAUGUCGGUGCUGAAUUGCUGUUCAAAGAGGGUGUCAUCCAGAAAAUUGUGAACCUUUUGAAAUACGAGAAAAAUAAGGAGAUUUGCGUGAAUGCAAUCAGAACGAUUGGUGAAUUGUGCAACAGAUCAUUGCAACGCACACGUGAAGUCCUACAAAUCAUCGGUGUACCGUGGUUUUUGCAAAUUUUGAACAGCAGAGAAACAGAACGAGUUAGUGCCGUACAGCACUGUAUUCAGACGAUAUUGAAUUCAUUUUCGGGCAUGGAAAACAAACCCGAUUCCAAACCGAACAAGGAAAUUUGCGAAGAGAACAAAUCCGAAAUCGAUGCAAUCCUAUCGACUCUGGUAUAUUCCAUUACUGAACCAACGAUUAGCGGUUUGGCCAGAGAUGCAAUUAUUGAAAUUAUUACACGAAACAGCCAUUACGACGCAUUGAAUUGGGGUGAACGCAUGGUUGAAAUCAAAGGGUUACAUCGAUUGCUGAUGGUGUGCAGUGAAUUGGAAGAGUACAAAUCGGAGAGCUCAAUGGAAAUAACGGCAUCAUCGAGAACCAUAGCUGCCGUUUGUUUGUCUCGCAUUUAUGACACCAUGUAUUACGAUAAACUACGGGAACGGUACAGAGAUCAAGUGGAUGAGUUUAUCAAAGACAAGCUCUUGGACCCUGAAAUGCAAGAAAAAGUGCGCGUCGUCGUGGUUCUUACAUCAGUUUUGACCUGUGCACCAGAUGUUGGCUCUACGAUUAUCAGUCGCGAGGGAAUUUUGCAAAUGAUUCUAGCCAUGGCUUCGUCCGAUGAUGUUAUUCAGCAGAAAGUCGCUUGUGAAUGCAUCGUUGCGGCCUGUUUGAAACAAGACAAAGCCAAAGCCAUCAUGUCACAAGGUGUGGAUAUUCUGAAGAAAUUGUACAAUUCAAAAGACGAUUCCAUCAAAGUGAGAGCAUUGGUUGGCUUGUGUAAGUUGGGCAGUUCAGGCGGUGUUGAUGCAUCUAUUCGUCCAUUCGCAGAUGGUGCCACUUUGAAAUUGGCUGAAGCAUGUCGCCGAUUCUUAAUCAAACCGGGCAAAGACAAGGAUAUUCGAAAAUGGGCUGCUGAUGGAUUGGCCUAUUUGACUUUGGAUGCUGAAGUUAAGGAAAAACUAAUUGAUGAUACGGCAGCAAUUAAAGCGCUCAUCGAACUGGCCAAAACUGGUGAUCAGGAUGUGUUGUACGGUGUUGUGACAACAUUUGUGAACCUUUGCAAUGCAUACGACAAACAAGAGAUGGUUCCGGAAAUGGUCGAAUUGGCUAAAUUCGCUAAACAUCACAUACCCGAAGAACAUGAAUUGGACGAUGCUGAUUUUGUAAACAAACGUAUUUCCAUGUUGACGGAUGCAGGCAUCACAUCGGCACUGGUUGCACUUUCAAAAACCGAAAGUAACAACUCGAAAGAAUUGAUUGCGCGUGUGAUGAACUCCAUUUGCAAUCUACAAGAAUUACGUGGUAAAGUGGUUCAACAGGGUGGUGCCAAGGCACUAUUGCCACUUUGCUUCAAUGGCACGGAAAAAGGAAAACGGCAAGCAGCUCAAGCUCUCUCUCGCAUCGGCAUCACAAUCAAUCCAGAGGUGGCAUUCCCCGGACAGAGACAUCUUGAAGUGAUUCGACCCCUAUUGAAUCAACUCAACCAGGACUACACCGCAUUGGAAAACUUCGAAGCAUUGAUGGCUCUGUGCAAUUUGGCACAAAUGAAUGAAACGGUACGCCAACGGAUCAUCAAAGAAGGAGGCUUGAAUAAAAUCGAAAUGUACCUCAUGGAAGACCAUUUGAUGUUGAGCAGAGCCGCCACACAAGUCAUCUGCAAUUUGGUCAUGUCUGAAGAUGUGAUAAAACUCUUCGAAGGAAAUAAUGAUCGUGUGAAAUUUUUGUGUCUUUUGAGCGAAGAAGAAGAUGAAGAGACAGCCAUGGCUGCGGCGGGUGCAUUGGCCAUUCUCACUUCCUGCAGCAAGAUUUGCUGUGAAAAAAUGUUCGAACCAGCAUCAUGGCUUGAAAUAUUCCACACAUUAAUUGCCAAUCCAUCACCACAAGUGCAACAUCGAGGUUUGGUUAUCGUCUUGAAUGUCAUUCGUUCCAGCAACGAAAUGGCCGAAAAACUACUGAGCACCGAUGUCAUCGACUUGCUUAACGGUUUGUCGCAAUUGCCUGACGAAAGCCGGGCAAAAGCUCGAGAAAUUGCCGCCGAGUGUCUUAAAGAAGCAGAAAAACUACAACUCGUCCAGAAAUCCAAUGGAAACGCCGAAUAAAUCGAUUCAAAAAUUUUAAGGUCAUCAAAUGUACCAGUCCAUAUCAUCCAAUCGAUAGCUAAUAAAAUUUUCAUACCUAUUUUUAGAUCUAAUGUUCUUCCGAAAUAUAUUGUAUUUAUCUUCUUCUUUUUUUUUAAAUAUUCUAGACAAUCGUUGACGAACCAAUAAAUUACCAGAAUUGAGCAA
Messenger RNA from Sitodiplosis mosellana (orange wheat blossom midge), 3161 nucleotides. It is a transcript of the gene unc-45, whose product is annotated as protein unc-45 homolog B. The transcript has 2 exons. The coding region runs from base 189 to 2975 and encodes 928 amino acids. Gene Ontology annotation, molecular function: Hsp90 protein binding. NCBI's taxonomy places the organism in Eukaryota, Metazoa, Arthropoda, Insecta, Diptera, Cecidomyiidae. The record is from RefSeq and is a predicted model, not a curated record.